Penaeus indicus is the source of this 2243-nucleotide messenger RNA. RefSeq names its product monocarboxylate transporter 12-B-like. NCBI's taxonomy places the organism in Eukaryota, Metazoa, Arthropoda, Malacostraca, Decapoda, Penaeidae. The transcript has 5 exons. The record is from RefSeq and is a predicted model, not a curated record. Bases 342 to 1970 code for a protein of 542 amino acids. Gene Ontology annotation, molecular function: monocarboxylic acid transmembrane transporter activity. Gene Ontology annotation, cellular component: membrane. Gene Ontology annotation, biological process: transmembrane transport.
GGGCGGGCAGGCAGGGCAUUACUAGUGGCGCCAGUCGUAUCGUUGCCGCCGCGCCAUUCAGUCGCACGCUGACCUCGUCUCGUUUUCGUGACAUUGGGAUUUCAAGUUUGGAUUUUCUUCACAGGAGGGUGUCAGGAAGAAAUACUAUAUAGAGGGCGUAUACAUAACGAGAAAAUAUGAUACUGCCAUUUCGGUGAUAAUUUACCUAUCAGAUUGUAAUAGUUCGGUGUUAUUGACAAUCAAGGAGUAUACGAAAAAAAAAAACAUUGAUGGGGCAGUGACUGCAAAAGAAAAUAUAAAGUAUCAACCACACAAAACAGCAGAAAAUAAGUUUUCUCGUCAUGGAGAGCGAAUUGACUUCAACGAAAUCUCCCCUGGUCACCGCCGCCCACGUCAAGCAGUUCAACCCAUGUGUCGUCGUCUCUGCCCCCGUCCAGAAUCCCCCCCAACCCCUCACAGCCCCCGGGGGAGAGAGAGACCCCGAGGGCGCGAGCGAGAGCGGGGAAGUACCAUGGGAACCAGAGAACAACAGACAAAGAAAAUCGGCGAAGGAAUGUGGCAAAGAAGUGAAGGAAAGCGAAAAGACGAAUGAAGGUGCUCCUCCCGACGGCGGUUGGGGCUGGGUCGUUCUGCUGGGGUCGUUCGUUGUCAUGGUCCUUAUCUCCUCCAUGGGCCCGUGCUUUAGCCUGGUGUACUCGCGUCUGCUGCUGUCCUUCGGCUCGUCUUCGACCACUGUGGCCUGGAUCUUCAACACCUUCAGCCUCGUGUGGAACGUGAUGGGUCCGGUGGUGGGGCCCCUGACGUCAGAGUGCGGCCAUAGGAAGGUCGCCGUCACGGGAGCUUUCCUCUGCUCCUUAGCCCUUAUCUCCUCUGCUUUCUCCUCCUCAGCGUGGAUGCUCUUGCUCACCUUUUCUCUUAUUGGAGGUGUGGGCGCGGGCCUAGUGGUGGGAGCCAGCGUCCUUAUCCUUCCCCUCUAUUUCUCUCGUCGUCGUGGAUUCGCCAAUGGUUUGUUCAUGGCUGGGACCAGCGUCGGGUUGUUCAUAGCGCCCCAUCUCAUCACGUACUUGCAGGACCUCUACGCAUUCAAAGGCGCCACGCUAAUCUUGGGAGCCAUCGUCCUCAAUGGAUGUGCAGCUGGCUCCACUUACCGUCCUGCCUCUUGGCAUAUGCAGCAUCAGAGAAAGAGUUCCAGCAAUAUCACUGAGGAUGCGCAGCGAAAGCCACUAACCAAGACGAUAAACAAAAAUAAUCCCUUAGGACCUUCAGAAUUACUGAACGGAAAACACCAAAUCGAUAAGGUCGCCCCUUGCAGAAGGUGCUUCGUGACACGGGUUGUUCUCUCCACGCUUCGAGAUUUGGGUAUACUCAAGUCAAGUCGUGCCCUGAUAAUUGCCCUCACCAGCACACUAGUUAUGAAUGGUUACCUGAAUUUUAUCAUGAUGGUGCCUUUCAUGGUGACCCAGGCUAGACACACACCUCAUGAUGCUGCUUGGUGUGUGUCCGUGUCGGGCAUAAGCAACCUCUUGACACGAGUAAUUGUAUCGGCAUUGGCAGACUGCUCGUGGUUCCACCUGAGAGCAUGCUACAUGGCUGGAAUCCUACUCAUCGCUCUCUCAAGCUUAGCAUUCAGCUUCAUACCCAGCCUGGCUUGGAUGACAGUGACGAUGGCCGUCUGGGGCUGUGGAGUGGGCGCUUUUAUGGGCCUUUAUAACCUGAUCAUGAUUCGCUACAUGGGCAUGAAGAAAUUGCCGUCUAUGUACGGAGCUUCUAGCCUUCUCAACGGCUUAGGUUUCAUCACCAUAGGCCCGCUAAUAGGCUACAUCCGGGACCUGAGUGGCAGCUACCAGGUCUCCCUCUGGGUCCUGGUGGUGACGGAGGCAUUGUGUGUGUUCCUGUGGUUCCUCAUGCCUGCAGCUGCAGCUCGUGACAACCGAAAGGCGCUGGAACGGGAGCAGGGUGGUCUUCAGUGAUAAGGACUUUGAAAGGUUUUUGUCAGUGUGUGACCGUGGUUGUUUUGCUUUCGCUGUUGUAGUUGUUUUGUUAAUGCUCUGUCAAAUAGCUAUAGGUGUAUUUAUAUUAGUAUGAUUUUGUGUUGAACGUGAAUCCAUAAUUUAUUAAAGUGUGUGUGUAUAUAGGGGUAUAUAGACUAUGCUAUUUUGUAUAUGUUUCCUACACCAUUUCUGAAUAAACGUUAUUUACAAGCAAAUGAUUGUUAUGUUACAAAUUUGUAAUAAAAUGUUUAA